Molecule: messenger RNA, 2799 nt
Organism: Raphanus sativus (radish)
Lineage: Eukaryota; Viridiplantae; Streptophyta; Magnoliopsida; Brassicales; Brassicaceae
Product: receptor-like protein 30
Exons: 1
Coding region: 96-2627 (843 amino acids)
Molecular function (GO): protein binding
Source: RefSeq, a predicted model, not a curated record
GAAGCCAAAGAUUUAUAAAGGAGCAGCAUAGGCUGGAUACGAAUAAUUACUUACCACCCAGAACUUUCUUAUUAAAAAAGAGAGAGAGAGAGAAUAUGAUGAGUUCAAACCAAUAUGUCUUGUUAGUUUUCUUUGUUUCUCUUAUAUACCACAACACUCUUGCUUCUCCUUGGCUCCAAAGGGAUGCGCUUUUGGAGUUCAAAAACGAGUUCCCCAUCAAUGCAUCCGACCCAGAUGAUCCAAUAAAUUCAUGGAACAGGAGCACUGAUUACUGUUCUUGGGAAGGUGUCACAUGCGAUCGUAAUUCCGGAAAGGUUAUAUCACUCGUCCUCGACUCAUUCUAUCUGGACGGCUCUUUGAAAACAAACAGCAGUCUUUUUUCACUCCAACAUCUUCGUAACCUAUCCCUUGACCAUUGCGGUCUCAGAGGAGAGAUUCCUUCUUCACUAGGAAACCUUUCUCAUCUCAGAGUUCUUGACCUCUCUAAUAAUCAUUUUGAUGGUGAAAUCUCCUCUUCCUUGGGCUAUCUAAACCAGCUAACUUCCUUGAGCAUUGGGUCCAACAAUCUCACAGGAAGGCUUCCAACUUCACUAGGAAACCUUUCUCGACUCACACAACUUGACCUCACUGAUAAUCACUUGGAUGGUGAAAUUCCUCCUUCAUUUGGCAACCUAAACCAAGUACUAUCGGUCAGCCUGUCCAUGAACAAUUUGAACGGUACCUUUCCAAUCUCAUUUCUAAAUCUCACCAAGCUAAAUGCUUUAUAUCUUUUUCAAAACCAAUUCACCUCUGGAGAUGAUCUCCCUCUUUUUCUACCAAAUUUAACCAGCUUGUACUACUUAGACCUUAGCUAUAAUCACUUUAAAUCCACGGUUCCUGACUUGAGUGGACUCCACAACUUACUCAAGAUUGAUCUGAGUGGAAACUCCUUUGUUGGGAAUUUUCCCGCUUCUCUGUUAAAGAUUCCAUCACUUGAAGCGGUUUAUUUGGAGGGGAACCAAUUCGAGGGAUCUUUAGAGUUUCAUAAUGCAUCGUCAUCGUCUGUGGAUACUCUACUCCUUUCUCAUAAUAAUUUCUCUCGGGUUUCAGAAUCCAUAUCUGGACUUGCGAUGCUCUCAUCUUUAGCUCUUGGCUAUAACAGUUUCGUAGGACCAAUCCCAGUUUCCAUAUCUGGUAUCCCCAAUCUGUCACAGUUAGAUCUAAGCCAUAACGGUUUCACUGGCCCAAUCCCUGGAUCUAUGUCCAAAUUAGUCUACCUCUUUAUUCUUGAUCUCUCUUACAAUAAGUUGGAAGGUCAAGUACCUAGCUUCGUGUGGGGAGUAUAUGGGUUGACGCUUUCUCAUAAUUAUUUCAGUAGCCUCGAGAAACCACGAAAAGUUGUCGACGACAAAGAUUCGAUUGACAAAGUUUCCUUUGAUCUUGGUUCGAAUUCACUCCGAGGACCAUUCCCCCAAUGGCUCUGUAAGGUCAGAUUAUUAGAAUUCUUGGAUAUGUCCAACAACCAUCUCAAUGGUUCCAUUCCUCCAUGUUUUUUGAACCCUCCUUUUCUUAAAGAGGUAAGUCUACGAAAGAACAACCUAAGCGGGUUUCUUCCGGAUAUGUAUUCCUCCCAAGAGUUGAAGUCACUAGACGUUAGCGGCAACCAGUUAGUGGGGAAGCUUCCAAGAUCUUUGAUCGGCUGCAACUAUUUGGAAUUUCUGAAUUUGAAAGGGAACAAUUUGAGAGACACGUUUCCAUCCUGGUUGAGAUCAUUGGAACGUUUACGUGUUCUUUUGCUGGGAUCAAAUGCAUUUUAUGGACCAAUCUAUACCCCUUCCUCCUCCUCCACAGAUUUUGGGUUUUCAACUCUACGUGUCAUUGACAUAUCGCAUAACAACUUCAGUGGAACCUUGCCACGAGAUUAUUUUGCCAACUGGCUUGAAAUGUCAUCGGUAUGGAAAGGGGAAAAAGAUUGGUCUGAUCUCCCUAUGUACGAAGGCAACCAAAUGGACAGAGGCAUGUAUGAAAAUUCAAUGGUUAUGAUCUACAAAGGUGUAGAAACAGAGUUUUCCGAGAUCUUACUUGCCUUCAAAGCCAUCGAUUUUUCCGGAAACAAUUUCAGCGGAGAGAUCCCUGAAUCCAUCGGUUUGUUGAAGGGACUGCGUCUCCUCAACUUGUCAGGUAAUUCAUUCACAAGUAGCAUUCCAUCAACCUUGGCGAAUAUAACAUAUCUCGAAGCACUCGACCUCUCUCGCAACAACCUCUCUGGUCAUAUUCCUCUUGAUUUGGACAACCUCACCUUCUUGUCAUACAUGGACUUUUCCCACAACCUUCUCGAAGGUCCAGUGCCACGCGGCACGCAGUUUCAAAGGCAAAACUGUUCUUCAUUCGCAGACAACGUCAAACUCUAUGGUCUCGAGGAAAUAUGUGGACCAAUCCAUGUCCCGGAUGCAGCACCACCGCAACAACCCAAGGACUCGUCGUCCGAGCCUGAAGAUGUUUUGAACUGGAUAGCAGCCGCAAUAGCCUACGGACCUGGCGUGAUUUGCGGAUUGGUGAUCGGACAUAUCUUCAAUUCUCACAAACACGAAAGGUUGAUGAGAAGGUUCCGUCGAAACAAUCCAAGUGGUACAACAAGAGUGCACUAAAUCCCUUUAUAUGUUUCGGAUUAUUGCAGAAAGAAAGAAGACAUUUUGAAACUUUAAAAGUGACGUUGUGAUGCUGUUUGGUAAUAAAGAGUUCGUUUCAAGCUCGUUGAAGUUGUAUUAUAUAGUAGGGAAAAUUUAUAGAUUUGCGUUUUCAAAGUGAAAUGUUUGAAUA